Xenopus laevis (African clawed frog) is the source of this 2149-nucleotide messenger RNA. RefSeq names its product E74-like factor 5 (ets domain transcription factor)-like L homeolog (gene elf5l.L). Gene Ontology annotation, biological process: DNA-templated transcription; cell differentiation; regulation of transcription by RNA polymerase II. The coding region runs from base 807 to 1526 and encodes 239 amino acids. Gene Ontology annotation, molecular function: DNA-binding transcription factor activity; sequence-specific DNA binding; DNA-binding transcription factor activity, RNA polymerase II-specific. NCBI's taxonomy places the organism in Eukaryota, Metazoa, Chordata, Amphibia, Anura, Pipidae. The record is from RefSeq and is a predicted model, not a curated record. The transcript has 6 exons. Gene Ontology annotation, cellular component: nucleus.
UCUAAGGUUAAUUGGUGGGCCCCUGGUCAAAGUUUUUGGGUGGGCCCCUGGUGUCCCAGUCCGACACUGCUUGGGUCAGAAAUGCCCCUGAAUAGCACAAGACUGUCCAGGUAAAACUUGAUCCCUAUCUUUAAAACAAAUGAUCAUUAAAAGAUUGAGCUAUAGAUCUUGAAAAGAUGUCAAAAAAAUCAUUCAUUCCUUAAUCUUAGCUUGAUUGGCCUUCAGUCGCAGACCUUUAAAAAACUGAAUAGGGCCCCUCAAUUUAGGGACUAUAUAUAUGCAAAGUGUAUGGGCAAUAAUGUGAUGAUUGUAUCCCUUUAACAGCACAGUCACCUGUUCCUUAAGUUACAGUUACACCUUAUUUUGCUGAGAUAAACUUACAGGGAGUGCCCAGAAGGGAAUACCAAGGUGAGGGCUGGCAGAAUGCCAUUGCUCUGCCGGAGGCCGAGAAAGUAGAGCAAGCAGGGAACAAAGAAGAGGACAAGUUCCCGAUCAGAUCCAUAUUCACUGGCUCUUGUUUUGGAAUAAAUCUUUUCCGUACACAGCCUGAUGAACUGACUUGGAGAAGACAAAGCAUCUGUAAUAUUACUAGGGGACCCUCUUGUUUCGUCACUUGAGAAUUUAGUCUUACUCGGCCCUUGCAGUGUAGCUUCUCUUUGUGUCCUGUCUGAGUACUUUACUGUCACUAAACAAAUACAAGUGCUCUGUGCUAUCAGGAUGGACAAUCUCCUCUGUACAACCUGUGUCUCAGCCUGACUGUCCAGCAACAACGUCACUGGGAUUACACUCUGCAUUUCUGAGCCACCAUGUAUCACCAUCCAGCCAUGCCAUUUAGUCUUCCUUCAAACCUACCCGAGGAUCUCCCACCUUCUACCAGCCAGGCCCUGCUGACAGAGGUUUGUGCAGCCUCAUUGCCCUGGGACCAUUCAGAGUUUGCUUAUGAAACCAGUGAUAUGGACUUGCCCUUCUUGGCCUGUCUUGCCUUGCCCAGUUAUUCUACUCUGGUGUCGGACACAUGCAAUAUGGCAGAUAAAGAGAGCACUGUUGAAGGACCCCCUCAGUUUACAGAAUUACUGGCCACUGUGACAGCCUACAGGAGGAAUUUGGACGAACAGGUUUUACAAGAGAAUACAAAGAGUCCAUUUAUGGUUGGUGACACAGGCGUCCCAGGAGAAAGUAAAACCCAGAAAGUACAGCGGGAGAACAGUCGGCAAAAGAAAAAAGGUCAGAGUGUUCAUCUAUGGGAGUUUGUGCGAGACCUGCUGUUAUACCCAACAAAGGACCUAGAAGCAGUGCGCUGGGAGAACCGAAAGGAGGGAACCUUCCGGGUUAUUCGGUCUGACACCUUUGCACAGCUCUGGGGAGAACAAAAGAAGAACAAGUGUAUGAAUUAUGAGAAACUGAGCAGAGCACUAAGGCACUACUACAAGUCGGGGAUUCUGGAGAGAGUGAACGGCAGACUAACGUACAAAUUUGGAAGAAAAGCCCAUGGCUGGAAGGAUGAACCUCUUCAGAAAGUCACAUAGCACAAGCCCAGGAGAGAAAUACUCACAUAGACAUUUAAUAAGGGAAGGCAGGUCUAGGACAUCAUAUUUAUUCUCAGGGGAGUUCCAGUAUCAAAGGAUUGUAUAGAUAUACAGAUAAAGGUGGCUGUACAAUAAGACAAUACUGGAUGUUUGUGGUGGGCCGAGUUGGGCUAAAAUCAUUGGCCCUUGGGCUUUUGGGAUCGGCAGAGUGGCCAAUGAAAUGCUGACCAUAUAUGUGAUUCAGUACAAUCCUAGCAUUGAUAUGGAAGGUGAUCAGUUUGAUUCCAUAAACAGGCCAGAUGGAAUCAAACUGUCACCCAGUAUUUGCUAGUUAGAACUAGGACAAUAAUGGUCACUAAGUUCCUAUUUAUCACUUGGACUCGAUAUUGUUAAAUGUAUCCCUGCUAAAGACAUAAAACCAUUCAGAGUGCUGCAGCACUGAAUGGAGGUCUUUAGUUAUGGUAAAUGGCCAAAAAUGAUUUUGAGAGGCCCUGUGAGUUAUACAAAGUAGGAAUAUCUCAUCUCUGGCCAUUCAUUUAAAUCUUUGGCUGUCAUUUAAAGGGAUACUGUCAGUUAAUAGUGCUGUUCCAGCAGAAUUCUGCACUGAAAUCCAUUUCUCAAAA